GAGCGGAAGUCACUCGGUGAGGCAGUGGCGACAGCGGCGGCGAGAGGAUGAACAACAAGUUCGACGCCUUAAAAGAUGAUGACAGUGGAGACCAUGAUCAGAAUGAAGACAACAGCACACAGAAAGAUGGUGAGAAGGAAAAAACGGAACGAGACAAGAGCCGGAGCAGUGGCAAGAGGAAGGCUGUUGUCCCUGGACCAGCAGAACACCCCCUGCAGUACAACUACACCUUCUGGUACUCAAGGAGAACCCCUGGCCGUCCUACCAGCUCACAGAGCUACGAGCAGAACAUCAAGCAGAUCGGCACCUUUGCCUCUGUGGAGCAGUUCUGGAAGUUUUACAGCCACAUGGUACGUCCUGGGGACCUGACAGGCCACAGUGACUUUCAUCUCUUCAAAGAAGGAAUUAAACCUAUGUGGGAGGACGAUGCAAACAAAAACGGCGGCAAGUGGAUCAUCCGCCUUCGGAAGGGCUUGGCGUCCCGCUGCUGGGAGAAUCUCAUCCUGGCCAUGUUGGGGGAGCAGUUCAUGGUUGGGGAGGAGAUCUGCGGGGCCGUGGUCUCUGUCCGCUUUCAGGAGGACAUUAUCUCUAUAUGGAAUAAGACUGCUAGCGACCAAGCAACCACAGCCCGAAUCCGGGACACGCUUCGGCGCGUGCUUAACCUACCUCCCAACACCAUUAUGGAAUACAAAACUCACACCGACAGCAUCAAGGACAAUUCAAGCUUUCGAAAUACAAAAAUCACAUUGUGAAAGUGCACAAGCUGGCAAUAAUCCUUUUCUGUUUGUGUGUUUGUCUGAGAUGGAUGCAAGGCUCAGGCAGUCCUUCUGUCUGCUCACUGAAGGGGUGUACCUGAGCCAUGUGCUCCCCUCUGCACUCGUUCCUGGAAGACGGAUUCUGCUAGACACCUUCCAGCACUGCUGACUUUGUAAAGCAGGGAAAUGGGGAAGCUGACUUCGUAAUAGACAAACACUUUCCAAUGGGGUUCUCUGCAGGAGUGCAGCUGUUUCCUUGUUGUGUGCUAUCCAGAUGCCUCUUGGCAUCCAGCUGUACUCUCCUGCUGUGCAAAGGACUUGAUUACCGACCACAUGUGUGUGCCCUGGGCUGGGUCCGAGCUGAGUGUUAUCAGUAUUAUGAAUGCUUGCACAUCCAGGAGCAGCCUCUGAGCGUUAUCAGUAUUAUGAAUGCUUGCACAUCCAGGAGCAGCCUCUGCUUAGAGUUGGAGAGAACUGAAUGCCUCUUCCAGCUCUGCUGUUAAGUUACUGUGUGUUCCUCUCCCCCAAGCCCACCACUCUGAGCAUGUUAGGAUGUGAUGACAGCCUAGGAUUCUGUGUCCUUUGCGCCUUACACCUCCAGUUCCCUCCAGUGGGACUCUCCUUCUUAGGCACUGCGGCACUUAAAUCGUGAUCCUGGGCAGCACUGGUUUUGCUGGUAAAACCUAAGGUAUCUGUCCUGUAAGGGAAGCUGGAGAAGAGUGCAGUUCAGUCAAAGCUAGAUUAUAAUGCAGAUCCCAUGUGUGGGUUAGAGCUGAGGGCAGUGACUGAGACCAGCCACAUAUGAGUGGGACUUACGUGCUGAGCAUGGUCUGUGGGGCUUGCAUGUUCCUCAUGGAAGAGGAAGUGACAGCUGGUUAGUACCACAUUAACACUCUGUGUAGAUCCUACAGUGCUGAAACAGACAUCUGGAGAAAUGGCAGCCUUGCUGGAUGGUUUAUUUGAUGGCUGUGUCUGUCUGCUGUGGUUGGAAAAGACUUUUGCCUGGAUGUAAACAAAUGGUCCAGAUUCCUGAUGCUCAGAAGGCUCCUGCAGGCAUGUCCUCAUCAGAGAAGCUGGGUGAUCUGACUCUGGGCUCCUGAGGCCGGAGAGUUCAGAAGAGCACCCAAGAUCGAGGAAGAAAUGGGCAGCUACGGCAGCUUCAAGUAGCUGCGUACUGGGCUCUUGUGAGCCGAGACGGCAGUACCUUAAAUUAAGGCCUCUCUUUAAAGCAUAUCCCUGAAGCCUCGGGUCCUCAGCCAUGGGUCUCAGGACUUCGGAAUUUAACAGCAUCUCCUUGAAUCCAUGAUACUCUCUUCCAGCUUUCCAGCUCCUGAGCCCCCUCCAGUCACUGCUGUCUGGGGAUGCCUUUUCCUGAAAGAGCAGAGUGCAGGGCCCAAAAGGGGAGGUCUUUCCACUGUGGGUGAAGCCCUCUGAGAAGGAUGUCCAGCAGCGAUUGAAACUCCAGGAAUCUGAAGAAUGCCUUCUGGGGUGGUUGUGAAGGGCUCAGGGAAAACCUGAGCAUCAUUGGCUGCCCAGGAGGCAAAGGCUGCCUCUGGAGGCUUGACCAAGGCAGGGGCCUCAUAUUUGCCUGUGUUCAGGCUGCCUCAAAAAUCCCAAAGAGCAGACAUUUGGACUUGCCUUCCUUUGGGCAUCUCUCUGGUUCCUAUGUGUGCGUGCGUGCGUGCGUGCGUGCGUGCGUGCGUGCGCGCGUGUG
Molecule: messenger RNA, 2469 nt
Organism: Onychomys torridus (southern grasshopper mouse)
Lineage: Eukaryota; Metazoa; Chordata; Mammalia; Rodentia; Cricetidae
Gene: Eif4e2
Product: eukaryotic translation initiation factor 4E family member 2
Exons: 7
Coding region: 48-752 (234 amino acids)
Biological process (GO): translational initiation
Cellular component (GO): eukaryotic translation initiation factor 4F complex; cytoplasm
Molecular function (GO): RNA 7-methylguanosine cap binding; translation initiation factor activity
Source: RefSeq, a predicted model, not a curated record